AUGCCACGCACCGUCAAGCAAGAACAAGGUCGCUACGACUCCGACUACCUUCCAGAGCCCUCGGAUACGGCCAUUGGCAAGCGUCCCGAGGGUAAUGGCGCCGGCGACCUGGCGGGCUCAGCGCCAGCGUCGGGGAACCAGCCCAAGGAGAUUGUCAUCAAGAACCACUUUCCGGUCGCAAGGAUAAAACGCAUCAUGCAGGCCGACGACGACGUGGGGAAGGUGGCCCAAGUCACCCCAGUGGUAGUGUCCAAAGCUCUGGAGCUGUUCAUGAUUUCGCUCGUCACCAAAGCGGCCGCCGAGGCCAGGUCGCGCAACUCCAAACGCGUCGCUCCGCUGCACCUCAAGCAGGUCGUCACCACCAAUGAACAGUUCGACUUCCUUUCCGAGAUUGUCGCCAAGGUCGCAGACGCGCCCGCUCCUGCCGAAAAGUCGGGCGACGCCAUGGAUGUCGACAGCAAGAAGCGCAAGGGGCCAGGCAAGAGGAGGAAGAAGGCCGACGAGGACGACUUUUAG
Westerdykella ornata is the source of this 516-nucleotide messenger RNA. RefSeq names its product histone-fold-containing protein. NCBI's taxonomy places the organism in Eukaryota, Fungi, Ascomycota, Dothideomycetes, Pleosporales, Sporormiaceae. The coding region runs from base 1 to 516 and encodes 171 amino acids. The transcript is spliced from 2 exons. Gene Ontology annotation, biological process: negative regulation of transcription by RNA polymerase II; transcription by RNA polymerase II; positive regulation of transcription by RNA polymerase II. Gene Ontology annotation, molecular function: protein heterodimerization activity; transcription coactivator activity; core promoter sequence-specific DNA binding. The record is from RefSeq and is a predicted model, not a curated record. Gene Ontology annotation, cellular component: negative cofactor 2 complex; nucleus.